AAGACAUGGUAGAAAUAGUUGACCAUUCUAGAAUUGUUAAAAAUUGUCCAUUGCUUGAUAUUUCUCAACCUGGGAAUCAGAAUAUUUUAAACCAAGAACAUCAAGAUAGACUGUCUCAUCAUGAUCAAAAGGUUAGCUUAAACUGCUCAGGCCAAUUUUUAGGACAGCAAGAUCAACAAGGAAUACAGAAUUACACGGAUCAACAGUUUGACAAUGUUUAUAGAUAUAAACAGGUUGACCAAAGAUCUAUGUUAAACCAACAAAACCAAUUAGAUCAAAAGAGACAAAAUCAAACUGAAGUUAAAAGAUCGAUGCGGUCGGGUGGAAACAGGAGUCUAAGCUCUCAAAACCUUUAUUGUAGACAAACUCAAGCUGAUCAUUCCAGAAUAAACACAAAUGGUUACCACGUAAAGCAAGAUCAACCAGAAAUACAUAUCAGACUUAAUUCACGUAAUCAACAGUUACUGUACCGCUCGGUUCAAGAUGUUAGAUCUGUUAAAUUGGACACAGUUUUUAAAUCCAAUAAGUUAGAUCAGAACUCUCAAAAACAAUCUGAUCAACAAAUGAACUACUAUGGUCAAAUUCAUCCAGGUCACCAUAAGAAACCUAAUCCAUCAGAUGAGAAUGCAAGUUUAAACCAACAAAAUCGGUACAAUAGAUUUAACCAGUAUGACUCUCAUGAGAGACUUAAUCACCCAGAACAGAAUUCAAGAUUAAACCAGCAAGAUCAAUGUGGAAGAGGAAGACCUAACCAACUAUUGCAACAUAACAAACUUAAUAACCCAGAACCGAAUUCAGGGUUAAGCCAACAAGUUCAACAUGGAAGACCUAACCAACUACUGCAACAUAACAAACUUAAUAACCCAGAACUGAAUUCAGGGUUAAGCCAACAAGUUCAACAUGAAAAACUUGACCAACUACUGCAACAUAACGAACUAAAUCACCCAGAAUCGAAUUCAGGGUUAAGCCAACAAGUUCAACAUGGAAGACCUAACCAACUAAUGCAGCAUAACAAACUUAAUAACCCAGAGCCAAAUUCAGAGUUAAGCCAACAAGUUCAACAUGAAAAACUUGACCAACUACUACAGCCUACCAAAUUUAAUCACCCAGAACAGAAGUCAAGAUUAAACCAGCAAAAUCAACAUGGAAAACCUGUCCAAUUACUGCAGCAUAACAAACUUAAUCAUCCAGAAUCGAAUUCAGGGUUAAGCCAACAAGUUCAACAUGAAAAACUUGACCAACUACUACAGCCUACCAAAUUUAAUCACCCAGAACAGAAGUCAAGAUUAAACCAGCAAAAUCAACAUGGAAAACCUGUCCAAUUACUGCAGCAUAACAAACUAAAUCACCCAGAACUGAAUUCAGGGUUAAGCCAACAAGUUCAACAUGGAAGACCUAACCAACUACUGCAGCAUAACAAACUAAAUCACCCAGAACUGAAUUCAGGGUUAAGCCAACAAGUUCACCAUGAAAAACUUGACCAACUACUGCAACAUAACGAACUAAAUCACCCAGAAUCGAAUUCAGGGUUAAGCCAACAAGUUCAACAUGAAAAAUCUGACCAACAACUGCAGGGUAACAAACUUAACCACCCAGAACAGAAUACAAAAUUAGGUGCACGAGGUCAACAUGAAAGACUUAAUCAGCCAGAUCAACAUGACAAAGUUAACCAACUAGAGAGCCAUAAUGGUGAGAUUGAAGUAUCUCUGCAUCAGUCACAUAACAUAAAUGUAGCUGGCUUGCCCCUCAAAGUUUCACCACAAGAAAAGCCAAAGAAGCUCAACACAAUCAUAAAAUCUAGUUCGUACUCAAGUGAAAAGAAAGGUAUCCAGACUGCAACAUGGAUGAUUGACUCUGUAAAGAAUCAUGGAGUGUUGACAUCAUGA
This is a messenger RNA of Limulus polyphemus (Atlantic horseshoe crab), 1886 nucleotides long. RefSeq names its product putative mediator of RNA polymerase II transcription subunit 26. The transcript has 4 exons. The record is from RefSeq and is a predicted model, not a curated record. Bases 6 to 1886 code for a protein of 626 amino acids. Lineage: Eukaryota; Metazoa; Arthropoda; Merostomata; Xiphosura; Limulidae.